AUGUUGUCAAAACAAGAUGUCAACUCGGAUUUCUAUAUUAUUCCCGAUUCAACUAUUGCAUGCAAACUUCCAGAGAAUCUAGAUUUUGGAGAUAAAAUUCUCGAAAAUAUUGCUAAACGAAUUAUUGACAUUCAACGAAUGAACGUGUAUUUUAACGAAGAUCAAUAUAACUUAGAUAAUGAAGAUAAACUUCAUGCAGAAAGACUGCUAGAAGAGGAAAAAA
Messenger RNA from Racocetra fulgida, 223 nucleotides. NCBI's taxonomy places the organism in Eukaryota, Fungi, Glomeromycota, Glomeromycetes, Diversisporales, Gigasporaceae. The record is from the annotation of a GenBank genome assembly.